Messenger RNA from Dissoconium aciculare CBS 342.82, 960 nucleotides. RefSeq lists its product as uncharacterized. The record is from RefSeq and is a predicted model, not a curated record. The transcript is spliced from 2 exons. Lineage: Eukaryota; Fungi; Ascomycota; Dothideomycetes; Mycosphaerellales; Dissoconiaceae. Bases 351 to 875 code for a protein of 174 amino acids.
CGCUAUAUCCGCUAACAAUCCCUCCACGGUGACAAUACAAUCACAGUACUAGAUGUGUGUGUCUGCUACAGCACGCACGAACCCGCCAGUUCCCCGCGGGACUUUCCAACUGCAGUGCCUCUUUUGGCGCCGCCGGUCGCCGCCACGAGAGAAAGCAAGGGAUCCCCUUGUCACAUUUGGGCCAGAAACCAACCACACACGCUUUCCCUGCAACUUCCCUGGCGGCAAACUUCACCUCCCUCUGCUCGUUUCGGAUGACCGCCGUGGGCCAGGCCACCACGCCUUGCCUUUCUCUCCGCUGUGAUGAUUGAUUGAACUGAAUUGAUGAUGGUGGCGAUGACGGUGAUUUAAUGCUGGUAGCCGAUGCGACUCGCGCUCCGGCCUAUCUGCGCGUGUCCGUGUGUGCUGCGCGCGUCCGUCUACUCUCCUCGGUACUGUACAUGCUCGUCGUCGACGAGACUGCUGCUAUUCUUGUCACUAUUCCGUCUCUCUCUCUCUCUGUCUGGGCAGGCGUGUCUGUGUCGGAUCUUCGGUCGGGGGUGAUCUGUGCUUCCAUCGAGAAGGAGAAGGCGUUCCUUUCGACGGAUGUGGGUGUCGAGACGAUGCUGGUUCCUCUCGAUUGCGAUCGCGAGGCGCGGUCGGCUUUCAUCUGGUCACAAUUUACAACGGCCGGGACCUGGUUGUGUGUCUGUAUAAGAAAGAUGGAUGGGGAACGGGGAAUCGUAUCCCUUUCUUCCCUCUCUCAUCACCAUCAUCAUCAUCGUUGUCGUUUCAGCUUCUGUUCAUUCAUCCGUCUUGGUUUUUCGAAAUCGUUCUUCCGUUGGGACUUGAAAGACGUACGAACAAGUUUUCGUCAUUGUUGUGACCGAAUCUAGAGUCUGAUUCCACCUCUAUUGUCAUAUAUACCAUCAGAGGUUGAGAGAGAGAUUGCGUGUGACAUACGUAUAUCGCUAGCCGGAU